CAGCAGUCCUAAGCAGAGUGGCGACUCAAGUGAGGGCAAGCGGAAGCCUGGCGUCUCCUGCCUGGGACUAAAGCAAGCAGAAAGGCGGGCUUGACCCUGGCCUGAUGGCUACAGGAAACCUUCACUUUCCAGCUUCAUCCCUGGAGAACGGGAAGGAACAGGAUGACUGCGACGACUCAGCAGAACCUGAGAUGCUGUGCAGCAUGGAGCACCCCGGUCAGUUCUUCGCUGAAGCACAGAGGCUGCGGGAGCAGAAGUUGCUGCUGGAUGAGGAGGUGUCAGUAGGGGGACAGGUAUACGGGGUGCAUCGAGUGAUCUUGGCUGCAAUCAGCAGCCUCUUCCAAGGCAGGCUUCGGGGCGGUGGAGGUCAGCAGCCUCACUUCAGCCUCGACGUGACCCGGAGGGGCUGGGAGGCUGCAAUGACCUUUGCGUAUGAGGGGGUGCUGGGCCCCGCCUCGCAGGGCGAAGUGCUGGCUGCUGCAGAGGCGCUGGGAGCGCCCCGGGUGAAGAGCGCGGCCCAGCUGAGGUCAGAAGGGCAUGGCAAGGCCAGCGAAGAUGAAGAGAAGCUCAGCCAGGAAGAGGAGCUGAGGGAGAACCUGCACAGCAUUGAGCGUCUAUAUCAAGAGGGCGUCGGGUGCGACUUGGAGUUGGAAGCAGAGGGCUACUGCCUGCGGGUGCACCGAGUAGCCCUGGCCUGUGGCAGUGAGUUCUUUGGGGCCAUGCUUCUGAGUGGGAUGAGGGAGUCCCAGGGCACAAAAGUGUCUCUGCGUACCAUCUCUUCGCAAGACCUGAGACUCCUCGUUUCGUUUGCCUACUCUGGAGUUGUACGAGAAAAAUGGCCAGGAUUGCUAAGAGUCGCCCAGGCUGCGCUGCAGUACCAAAGCUCCUCCUGCCUGGAUUUGUGUCAGAGAGCCUUGGCUCAAAGCCUCUGCCCUGCCCUUUGCCUGGCUUUGUUUCCUAUGGUUGAAGCUCCUGGUUUGGAGAAAGUCUGGGGAAAAGCCCAUCGUUACCUCCUCACUCAUUUGCCUGCUGUGUCUUUGUGCCCUACUUUCCCGUCGUUACCGGCUACCUGCCUGGCUGAGCUCUUGGAUAGUGAUGAGCUCCACGUACAAGAAGAGUUUGAGGCUUUCAUGGCUGCACGGCGUUGGCUGGCUGCCAACCCCGAGACCCAGGAGUCCGAGGCCAAGGACCUGCUGCGAUGUGUCCGCUUCGGUCGCAUGUCUACCCGAGAGCUGAGAAAGGUGCGGGCAGCUGGGCUCCCUCCCCCUCUGUCCCCCGAUCUGCUGAACCAGCUGAUGGUGGAAGCCGAAGUCCCAGGCCAAGAGAGGUGGAGGAAGCCUGAUCAAGCGCUGGUGGUGAUUGGUGGCGAUGGUCUUAGACCUAACAUGGACCGAAGGCAGCCAUCUUGCAAAGUGUGGUGGGCCCGGGCUUUCCGCUGUGGCAUGGGUCUGGUCCGCACUGUGGAAUGGUGUCGGCUGCCUGACCUGCCUGCCCCAGGGCGCUUUCGCCAUGGAGCUGCAAGCCUAACAGGAAGUGAACUCUAUGUCUGUGGGGGACAGGAUUUCUACAGCCAUAGCAACACUCUGGCUUCAACUCUCAGGUGGAGCUCCAGUCAAGAAGACUGGGAGGAAAUGGCACCCUUGUGCCAGGCUCGGAGCUUCUUUCCUCUGGUGGUGUUUGAUGGAGAGCUUUAUGCCCUGGGUGGACGGGACAAUGGUGUUGCCCUUAACUCUGUUGAGACCUAUAACCCUGAACUCAACAUCUGGAGGCCGGCACCUGCUCUUCCAGUACCAUGUUUCGCCCACGCAGCUGCAAUCCUCGAGGGCCGAUUGUAUGUAAGCGGCGGCUAUAGUGGGACCGGCCAGUUCUUGGACUCCUUGAUGAUCUAUGACCCCAAACUUGAGAAGCCUGAGACACUUUUGAGCCCAAUGCGAGUAGCACGGGCUAGUCAUGUGAUGGUUGCUCUGGGUGGGAGGUUGUAUGCGGCGGGUGGACUAGGUGACACUGGGGACCUGCUGAGCUUUGAGGUCUAUGAACCGAAGACCAAUAGCUGGACUCACCUGGCACCCCUGCCCUCCUCCCAUGUGGGGGCUGCAGGUGCUGUUUUGCAGGGGGAGCUUCUGGUACUGGGGGGCUACAGCCACCGUACUUAUGCCAUCUCCCACCUUGUCCACGCCUACUGCCCUGGUCUGGACCGCUGGCUCUGCCUGGGAACUCUGCCAAAGCCUCGGGCUGAGAUGCCUGCCUGCAUCCUGACAUUGCCCAGUGUGCAGCACAUAGCUUUGGUCCCUACUCAGCACCAAAACAAACCUGCUGGGUGACUGAGCAUCAGCUGUGUAUGAGGAGGAAGGGAGAAGAACACAAUGACAGGGACAAAGGACAGAAGUUAUGAGAGGGUUAAUAAGUUGUAUUGGUUGCUUGCUUUUAAAAAUCGUUAUCAUUAGAAAGAUUCCUAUUACUGUAGCUCCGGUUGGCUUUGAACUGGAUGUGUAGCCUGGGCUGGCCUCAAACUCAAAGUCCUGCGUCAGUCCCCUGGGUGCUAGGAUUGCAUGUGCUACUCCACCUUGAUUGAGGGGUCUAAUGAUAAUGAUUGAUGGGGCCUCUUGUAUCCUAAGCUGGUUUCUAACUCCCUAUAUAGUCAAGGAUAAUCUUGAGCUGUUAAUCCUCCUGCUUCCAUCUUGAAAGCGCUGGGUUCACAGGCAUAUACACCUGAUUGGUGGCCGAGAUCAAACUCAAGACAUCCUGCAUGUUAAGCAGGUACUCUGCCAACUGAGCUACAUCCCUAACCCUGAAAGAAGACUUUAUUCUUUUUUGUUUGCUUAUUCUGUUUUUACAUUGUUUAAUAUUUAUUUAUUUCAUAUGUAUGGAUAUUUUGCUUGCAUGUAUACCAUGAACCACAUGUUUAUCUGGUGCCUGCAGAAGGCAGAAGAGGAACUGGGGUUACAGAUGGUUGUGAGCAGUCAUGGAGUGCUCAAAACUGAACCCCGGUCCUCUGGAAGAGCAGCCAGAGCUCCUAACCACUGAGCUUCCUCCAGCCCUGUAUGCUGUGUUUUGAGGCAGUCUCGUUACGUAGUGCAGAUGAGAAUGCUUUAUUCUUGUUGGUAUGUUCCUCCACCCUGGACAUGGAAGCUCAUAAACUCCCUCUGUGUAUAUGAUCUGUACCAAGGAACAGGUGGUUCUGGAACUCGUGGGAAAUGGGCCUUGGGAGAUGGGCUGCCAAAUAAAUACUCCGGUAAGAGAGUCAACCAGGAAGAACUCCGCAAGGAUCAGUUAGGAAUUUUAAUGAGAGAAGUACAGUUCUCUGGGAGCUAAAGCUGGAGCUCACUGAUAGAGUGCCUACUUAGCAUGCAGAAGAUUCUGGUUCAAUAACCUCUGGAAUCAAAAAAAUUUGAAACUACAGCAAUCAAACUUCAGAAGUCAAAGUAUAGGGACCAGAAAAGGACAUUGGGACAGUUGGGAAAUUGAUGGAGGAAUGUGUAAGGGAUUAAACAACCCCCCCCCCCUUCUCGGCAGUUAGUGUUUAUUCUCCCGUCUGCAGGAUACCUACAUCUUCCCAACAAUAUUCUUCCUAGUGUAGCUUUGUAGACCCAUCCUUGACUCCACAGGCUGCCUGUAGAGGCUCCCCAUUAGGUCUAGACAUGGUGGUGCACACCGGGAAUCCUGGCGUUUGAGUGGCAGAAGUAAGAGGACCAGGACUCGAGACAGUUUUAAGAGAACCAAAUCAAACUCAACAAAACAAAUAAAAGCAUCAAGAAGGAAAAGCUCUAUCAAGACUUGGACCACAGAGUGACCUGAAGCCAUGCAGGUCUACCAGGGUGAGAUGGGAGUAUUCAUGGGGGCGGGGAGGAGGGGCAAGCCAAGCCAAGAGGGGAGUGUGUGUCCAUGGUGGCCAAGGAAAAGUCUGAGGUUGGGAAGACAGGAAGAAUCCACUCCAGUGUCUUUCCUUCCCUUUGAUGAACUCAAGAAUCAGGACUAGAAAAAGGGCAAUUGUGUGAGUCCCGUGGGAUCAAGAGGGCGGGAGACUUGGGAAAGCAGUUUCUUCUUGUCAGUCCCUUCCACAUAUUAUUCUGAACCUGUUUUCCUCUUCAGGUUUUUGUUGGUUUUAGACAAGUUUGCUUGUAGCCUAAGCUAGCCUUGAACUCAUUGUAUAGCUAAAAUGACCUUGAAUCAUCCUGCCUCCAACACCAGAGUGCUGGGAUUACAGGUGUGGGCCACCAUGUUAAACUGUAUGUUUCUGUUUAAAUAGACAAGGAAUAGAGUUGAUAAUAAAAAAGGUUAAGUAGAAUAUUUAAAAGAGAAAGAUUGAAGAAGAAAAAGAAGAAGGAAAUCAGGGGAUAUUUUGCUUGUGAUAUGUUCAUAAAGAUGGCUAUAAAUAAAGGUUUCAUAAUGAUGAAAGAGACUUGUCUUGAAGUCUCUGCUAUAAACAACAUUCAAAGUGAAAGUCCCCAUAAUUUGACUUGGGUAUUAUUCUAUGAAACUUUUAUUAUUAGUCUAUGGAACCACUGUCCAUUUGUUGCUGCCAGCAAAUCCAUGGCCACCCUCAUUCCCCUCAUCUUUCUCCAGGAUCUGAAUCUCAUCCAGAAACUGUCUUUUCUCUUGGCUCCAGAGGUAGCAUAAUCUCACGGUGAGCUUUUCCAUCUGUCUUUAACCCAAAGGCAGGGAUCCUCCCCAAGGGGUGUGUCUUUGUCCCAGGGGAUGUUGCCAGCAAGGGCUGAAAACUGCUUUGGGUUAGAGCAUGGACAAUGUCUGAGCUGGACUGCAAAGCUGAACUGACCCCACAGUUAUUCUUUGACCUCCACACGUGUGCCAUAGCACAUGCGCCCCCAGCA
Molecule: messenger RNA, 4829 nt
Organism: Myodes glareolus (Bank vole)
Lineage: Eukaryota; Metazoa; Chordata; Mammalia; Rodentia; Cricetidae
Gene: Klhl33
Product: kelch like family member 33
Molecular function (GO): protein binding
Source: RefSeq, a predicted model, not a curated record